CUCAACACUACAUUUCGCAACUACUAUUAGUAGUUCUUGUACUGUACUGUACUAGAGAUAGUCCGAUAGAAACGCUAAGUCUGUACUUUUCGGUCAUUUCGAUCUCCUUGAUUCUUUUCCGAGCCCGCCAUCCAACGAUCACGAUGACAGAAUGUUCUUUUGUACCGUAGCUGUGAAGAAGACCACCGCAGAGGAAGGGCAGCAACAAAGGAGGCCACACCAAACGAGGCUUGACCUAGYAGAUAGACAACCGACUGCGGUCCCACAGAGAACCCYYGGCAGAGAGCAGCACGAUGAACCGCGAACCCUGUAGGAAAGCUUGCCAUGCACUGGCCCGCGCCCUCGGCAACCAGCGACCACCAAAGGGAGGACCCCUGGGCGGGAACCAGUGCCCGGGGGUUGUUUCGGCAAGACACCGGAACCGGGCCGGAGUUUCUACGGUUGCCGAAAACCAGAUCGCCCGGUGGCUGAAGGAGGGCGGCGAGGAUGCCCUGGGGAACAAGGGGAAGAAACUGGUUGUGGAUCGGCACGGGGAUGCUUCCGCCGGGAUGGCCGUGAACCAGCACGAUGUGGUCCACAGCAAAAUCCUGGCGGACAACAACAUCCGGCCCGAGUCGAUCGAGCGCCGCCUCGAAAUGGACAGGGACUGGGAGAAGCUGAAAGCGAGAAUCAGGGAUGCCUGGGAAGAACACAGAGGCAAGACAACAAGACACGGAGACAACAACGACGACCWMGCAAGGCUUUCGAUCCACGAAUUUUCRRAGAGUGAAACAGCGAGGGAACUCUUUUCCGAGGACGUGAAASGGCUCGACCUGCAAGCAAAACGAGUGAACGAAGCCGCGAUCAGUGAUUCUUUGCGAUUCAAUGGGCGAUCACCCGUUCGCCAUGCAAAACCCUUCGUAUUGGAAGACCGCAUAGUGAUGGCCCUGGAAGAGGACGACGACGACGACGACGACGACGACGACAAUUGAACAGCAAGAAGCCCCGAGUACACUCAGCAGUAUCGAGUGAUGUCAUAUCUCGAGAGGAGAGGAUGGGCCCAAAGAGAAUUACGUGAACAAAAGGAAAUCGAAUCCAAAAGCGAGGUACCAAUAUAUAACUAAAUGGUUU
Pseudo-nitzschia multistriata is the source of this 1110-nucleotide messenger RNA. Lineage: Eukaryota; Bacillariophyta; Bacillariophyceae; Bacillariales; Bacillariaceae. The record is from the annotation of a GenBank genome assembly.